GAUACGUACUAUUUAAAUAAACAAUAUAGUACGGAAGUAUGCUUUGUGACGUAGACGCACACUGAUUGGCUGGGCGUGUGAGUGGGCGGGGCUAAACCCUGCAGAUUUAAGACGACAACUGUUCCUGUUUUUUCUCAUUGUGGCGUGGGGGAAGUGUGUGUUUCAGGCUCUGCUUUCUGUUCACCCACACAAUGGUGAAGAUCUUCGUUGGGAACCUGCCUCCCCAGGCAGAGAGCGAUGAAAUCAAAGCCCUGUUCUCUCAGUAUGGCACCGUCACAGAGUGCGCCAUCAUCAAGAACUUUGCCUUCGUUCACAUGGACGAUCGCAAGAACGCUACAAAGGCCAUACGCAAUCUCCAUUUGUACAAGCUACACGGCACCCCCAUUAAUGUUGAGGCCAGCCACGGCAAAAACCAGGGCCCGGUCAAGCUGCAUGUGGCCAAUGUUGAGAAGGGUGCAGAGGAUGAGCUCAGAGCUCUGUUUGAAGAGUAUGGAACAGUAACGGAGUGUUCCAUUAUAAAAAACUUUGCGUUUAUACACAUGAACAACUAUGACGAGGCCAUGGAUGCCAUUAAGGGUUUGGACAACUCUGAUUUCCAAGGCAAAAGGAUUCACGUCCAGCUAUCCAAAAGCCGGCCGCGAGGAGAUGAGGAUGGUUACGGUCCUCCGGAAAGGGGGGGCUAUUGGCCUCCCCGUUUCCCUGGUGACCACCCACAGCCAGGCCCUCCUGGUUUUGGCAGAGGCCGCUUUGGUCCUCCUGGUUACCCCCCUGCCCCGCCUCCACCCCCUCCACCUCCACCCAGACGCCCCCCCUUUCCUGGGGGUGGCUAUGGUGGUGACCGUGAUGGCAAUGGGGUAGUGGAUUAUUAUGAGAAAUAUCGAGCCCGUCCUUAUGGCAUGUCCUCGUACGAGGAUCGCCGUAUGGGCGGCAUUCCACCACCCCCACCACCCCCUUCAGGCAUGAUGAGAGAGCGCAUGCCCCCUUCCAGUCUUGACCCCUAUGAUCGACGCCCCCUCCCACCCCCACCGUCUUCGUUUUACCGCGAUCGUAGUCCCAUCGGAAGGGCACCGCCAGCCCCUCCAGCGUCUGCUGGAAACGGCUAUUCAUACGAGCGCUCCCGUCUCUCCCCUCUUUCCAUGUCUCGGAACCCAAUGUACAAUGCGCCUCGUUCCAGGGACCCCUACAGUGACAGGGUGCCUCCGCCACCACCUGCGCGCUAUACAUACUAAAGUGAAUCUCUGCACUUGUGUACCCAAGGUGUAAUUUAUUCGACAAGAUCGUCGUCGUUGUCUCCUGGUGCACAUGACGCGAUUCGCCCCUCGUCUGACGGAGCGCGUUUCGUUUGCCUGCGCCUCGCUUAUCAGAAGAGUUCUAGUGCGGACUUCACGCUUUAAACUUAAAUGAUUUUUACCCGACUCAAUUUCGUCCACUUGCUUAAACUGUAAUAACUUGCUCAUUCUGUUCGGCUUGUUUUUUACUGUAUAGAGUUCAGUAGGUUAUUGGACUGAAAGCAUCAAGCAGACAAGCUAAAAGUUUUAGAUCUUGUCAAGCCGAUAACUCUUAAAGCUGUUAUUUGUUCAGACUUGUGUACAUUUUGUGACUUUUCUGUGAGAUCAAAACGUUUUGUUUUAUUUGAACCCCUCCCCUCUUUUGUUUGUUCAACCCUGUAACAACGUUUGAACAGUGCCACGUCUUUAGAAUUAAUGGGUACACACGUGCGCCUUGCGAUCUAAACAUUUAAUAGAUCAGCAAUAAUUGCGACUACUGUUCAGUUGAGGUUUUUCCUUUUAGAUUGAAAUUUAGUCAGAAUGGCAUCCCCUCUAAUACGAUGUACUCUUUUUAGGGAUCGUUUCUUUUUUAAAUAAAAAAUCUGACACUAA
Messenger RNA from Pangasianodon hypophthalmus (striped catfish), 1880 nucleotides. RefSeq names its product RNA binding motif protein 4.3 (gene rbm4.3). The transcript is spliced from 4 exons. Gene Ontology annotation, molecular function: mRNA binding. NCBI's taxonomy places the organism in Eukaryota, Metazoa, Chordata, Actinopteri, Siluriformes, Pangasiidae. The coding region runs from base 192 to 1229 and encodes 345 amino acids. Gene Ontology annotation, cellular component: nuclear speck. Gene Ontology annotation, biological process: mRNA splicing, via spliceosome. The record is from RefSeq and is a predicted model, not a curated record.